AUGGAAAUACAGAAUAAAAAAACAGAUAUACUAGACUUUUUGUUCAAAAAUAGUUUUAAUACGUUAACAUACGAAGAAAAGUGUCAAUUAAAAUCAAACAGAUCGACACCUAACAUUGCAUUGGAAUAUAAAGAAGAAUGGACUGUUGAUGGAAUAUCGUCAAUAAAAAAUUUUAUAAGAAAAUCUGAAAAACAUUCUAUAUCUAAAAAGCAUUUGAUAAAUCAAGAAAAAUUCCAUCUUUUAGGAAAAGUUCGAAUUGAACAUGCUAUUUUGGAAGGUCGACGAUUAGCUGCUACAAAACAUAAUGAACAAGUUUCUAUAAAUAGACGUUUAAUAGCACGGAAUUAUCUUGAGUUACUUGAUCUACUCGCUCAAGAAGAGCAUUUACUUAAGGAUCAUUUUUUGUCAUCGUCAAUAUUUAAAGGCACAUCUAAAAUAAUACAAAAUGAUUUAAUUGAUAGAGUCACUACAAUUUUAAAUUCAAACAUUUUUAAGGAGAUACAAACUGCUAAUUACAUAUCUAUUCAAGCAGAUGAAACCACUGAUGUGUCCUGUCGAUCUCAAAUGAGUAUUAUUUUUCGUUAUGUUAUAGAAGAAGAAAUUGUCGAACGAUUUAUUGGUUUUUUUGAUGUUUCAAGUGAUAAAACGGGAUCUGGAUUAGCAGAUGUAAUAUUGUCCGUGAUUAAAAAAUGGGAUUUAGGGAAUAAAAUAAUUGCACAGACAUACGAUGGAGCAUCAGUUAUGUCUGGAACAAAAAAUGGCGUACAAAGUCUUAUUAAGAAUAUUUAUCCAAAUGUAUUAUUUAUUCAUUGCUAUGCUCAUCAGUUGAACUUGGUAUUGUUAUAUGGCGCUAAGACAAUAAAACCAGUCAAACUUUUUAUUUGUAAUUUAACGAUGUUUCAUACGUUUUUUAGUAGGUCUUCUAAAAGGAGUGAGUUACUAAGACAACAGGGCUUUAAACUUCCAAAUCAUUCUGAUACUAGGUGGAAUUAUCAUUCAAGAGCCGCUUCCACAAUUAAAACCCAUUUUAUAGAAUUAAAAAUGCUUUUACACAUGUAA
This is a messenger RNA of Acyrthosiphon pisum (pea aphid), 1059 nucleotides long. RefSeq names its product zinc finger MYM-type protein 1-like. Bases 1 to 1059 code for a protein of 352 amino acids. The record is from RefSeq and is a predicted model, not a curated record. NCBI's taxonomy places the organism in Eukaryota, Metazoa, Arthropoda, Insecta, Hemiptera, Aphididae. The transcript is spliced from 3 exons.